Ambispora gerdemannii is the source of this 384-nucleotide messenger RNA. NCBI's taxonomy places the organism in Eukaryota, Fungi, Glomeromycota, Glomeromycetes, Archaeosporales, Ambisporaceae. The record is from the annotation of a GenBank genome assembly.
AUGGAUAAAUCAUAUCCACGAAUAACCGCUGCACAACUACAUCAAAACAGUGGCCAAGUAGUGAGUAUAGUGGGACGCAUAGUAAAGGUCAGAAUAUACUCUUAUUUGAUAAUGAGUCGCGAAUUUGACGCAGAGACUUUGAGAAUUGCUAUUGUUACCGCUACUGCUACGUACGGAACUGCAGUAAUGAAAGCAUGUGACCAAGCAUUAGUAAAGGUUAAAAUAGUUCAGGCUCAAAAUUUUCAACCGGGUUUAUUUGUGGAAGUAACAGGUCGUAUAGGCGAAAAUCUGGCUAUAGAAGAAUAUCAUUCCAUUAAUUAUGAUAUGAAUCUUUAUUCUCGUAUGAUAGAAAUCUCUAAAAAAUUUACCGAUAUAAUCUUUUGA